UUGGCUUUGACAUAAAUUAUGUCCGUGAGUGUAGAGAGUGUGUUUGAAGUAUUGAGAAGAGCAACGAGUCAGUCCCUCGAGUUGCUCAGACCUGCAGAGCAGCAACUAAAGGAAUGGGAAUGUUGUCCAGGAUUUUACUCCAGUCUCUUUGCUGUCUUCUCGGAUGCUUCACUGCCUCUUAAUGUGCGCUUUCUUGCAAUUUUGUAUAUCAAAAAUGGAGUGGACAGAUACUGGAGGAAGACAGCUAGGGAUGCUUUGCAAGAAUCAGAAAAAUCAGUUAUUCGGACACGCCUGACUGUUUGUAUUAACGAGCCUCAUCAUCAGUUAGCAACUCAACUGUCUGUUCUUAUUGCCCGUAUUGCUCGUCUUGACUGUCCUCAUCAUUGGCCUCAGCUGUUGCCGUGUUUGCUGGAUGGAGUUCGAAGUGAUGAGUCUCUUACUCAACAACGAUCUCUUUUGGUGAUGAAACAUGUCAUUGCAUCAUUAGCCUCAAAACGAUUACUUGACAACAGAAAAGUUUUCAAAGAGUUGACGUCUAAUAUAUUUGAAUUUAUUCUAUCAUUGUGGGUUCUCCAAUUGGAACAAGUACAGGUGAUUGUCCAGGGACAGGGACAGGAUUCUGAUGUUCUUCUACUUGCUCUUGAUAAGAGCAAAUUGGCUGCUAAAGUUCUUCGUCUUUUGUUUCUUUAUGGAUUUCAAAGCUACGAUUGUGAAGAAGUGAAAACAUUUUUUAGAUUAGUGAUAGAUAAGACACCCGUGUUUCUGCAACUUCGAGCUCAACUGCCACAAGGAAGUAAAAGUCGACAUCACGCAGAAAAAACAACACUCGUCUUCAUCAAGAUGAUGAUUGAGAGUCAAGAAACUUUGCCUUUGGGGUAUGUAGUUUUUCUAAAGGAAAGUUUGGAAUACGUCACUCACUAUGUCAUUGAACAGAGAGUAUCUAACAUGUUGUUUGAGCAAUUUACUGUCUGCUGCUUUGUUCUGAUGAAGAACAUUUUGAAGUGUGACAAGUACCGUCCCCCCAGUGAUAGGGAUGAAACUGCAAGUGACAGUCGUAUUAUUGAUGGUCAUAAGGUCAAAAUGUCAUUCUUUACUUAUGAGAGACUUGUGCAAUUAUGCCAAACCAUUGUAUCUAACUACUUUCCUUUUUCAUGGGAGGAGCUGGAAGACUGGAAAAACGACCCUGAAGCAUUUGCCUUUCCUGAAGGUGGUGAUAUAUGGAAGUUCAGUUUGAGACCGUGUGUGGAAGUUGUCUUUAUGUCUCUUGUGUCCGAGUUUCGUGUGACAUUGUGCCCAGUUAUUGUUCAGAUGAUCAAUCAGGUUCAAGGUGAAGUGGAAUUGGCAGACAUGAACAACAUUUUAUUGAAAGAUGCAGUGUAUAAUGCUGCUGGACUUGUCUCAUUUGACUUGUUUGAUGACAUUGAUUUUGACAAAUGGUUUACAACUCAGUUGGUGCCUGAAAUUAAUCAGAGAGACCAACGGUCAAAUGUUUUGAGAAGACGAAUACUUUUAUUGAUUGGCCAGUGGGUUGGUGUGAAGAUGGCUGUUGAGCUGCGUCCUACUUUGUAUGAGUUGUUGCUGAGUUGUUUAGCACCUGGUGAAGAUUUAGUGAUUAGACUGACAGCCUGCAGGACACUGCAGGAUGCUAUUGAUGAAUUUAACUUCAGAACAGAACAAUUCUUUCCUUAUCUGGAACAAGGUUGUUGCCUUCUUUUCCAGUUGUUAUAUGAAACUGAAGAAUGUGAAAUUAAGAUGUAUGUUCUGCAGACGUUUUCACUAGUAAUUGAACGAGUUGGCCCUGAGAUCCAGCCCUAUACGUCAUCUCUAAUUCAGUAUUUGCCAGAAUUAUGGCAAAGAGCUGUUGACCACAACUUGCUACAGUGUUGCAUUGUUACAACAUUAAAAUGUCUUGUGCAAGCAAUAGCUGCAUUGUCAGUCAAUCUUCAUCCUCUUGUCAUUCCAAUAAUACAGUAUGGAACAGACCUGCAGAAGGAUGCCCAUGUGUACUUACUGGAAGAUUCACUUGAACUAUGGCACAUGACAUUGAUGUGUUCCCCCGAAUUGUCUGGUGACCUUCUUCAACUAUUUUCCAGUAUGUCCAGUUUACUAGAAUUAGGCACCGAGAAUUUGCGGAUUUGUUUGAAGAUUAUUGAAUCUUAUGUUUUAUUAGGGGCGGCACAACUUAUGCACUUGUACAGUGGUACACUUGUGCCCUCAUUCUGUAGUUUGAUAUGCAAUGUCAAACCAGAAGCAAUUAUCACUGUCAUGCAGGUUGUCAAUAGUGUCAUACUGAGUCUUCCUGAAGAAGGUCCAACUCUCCUAAAGCCUUUGCUAGUUAGAGUAUUUCAAAACAUGCUGCAAGACGAGGAUUAUCCUCCAGUUAUAAAUGCGUAUUUAUCAGUGUGGGCACUACUGCUGCUUCGAAAUGCAGGUUUCUUUUCUGAAUUUCUGAGUGAUAUGGCAGCACAGCUCCAACAACAAGAUACCCAACUCUUCAAUUCAUAUCUUGAUUUGUGGAUCGACAAGCUUGACACAAUGAGUCAACCUCAUCAGAGGAAACUGACGGCUUUAGCACUCUCAUCAUUGUUCACCAGUGGAAUCAGUGGAGUUACAGAGCGGUUUGCUGCUAUCAUUGAAGUGUGCAAUGUUGUGUUGCAUGAAGUACACCGAUGUGAUGAAAACGGAAUCGUGUCAGACUUCCUAAUCACUGCAUCAGUGGAUGCAAAUGAAUUUGAUGAUGAGGAUGAGACAGCAGAAGACACAAGAAAACGAUCAUUGUGUUUACAAAACCCAGCCCAUAUGAUCUCCCUUCGUGACCUCGUUGCCACUAAACUACGAGAACUACACACGGCAAUUGGUGACUCACCUUUCCAGUUGCUGAUGGAUACCGUAGAUGCAGAAAUAAAACAACAGCUUCAAGCAUUCCUAGAUGCCUAAUAUCUACCCACAUAGAAAUUAUACACACAGCUCUUCUUAUUUCGUUGUUGAGUCGACAGCAGCGCAGGCUCUUUUCAAUGAU
Corticium candelabrum is the source of this 3019-nucleotide messenger RNA. RefSeq names its product importin-11-like. Gene Ontology annotation, cellular component: nuclear envelope; cytosol. Gene Ontology annotation, molecular function: small GTPase binding. Lineage: Eukaryota; Metazoa; Porifera; Homoscleromorpha; Homosclerophorida; Plakinidae. The transcript has 33 exons. The record is from RefSeq and is a predicted model, not a curated record. Gene Ontology annotation, biological process: protein import into nucleus. The coding region runs from base 19 to 2937 and encodes 972 amino acids.